Messenger RNA from Dreissena polymorpha, 1302 nucleotides. Its product is annotated as glutathione S-transferase theta-1-like. The coding region runs from base 95 to 793 and encodes 232 amino acids. Gene Ontology annotation, cellular component: cytoplasm. Gene Ontology annotation, biological process: glutathione metabolic process. NCBI's taxonomy places the organism in Eukaryota, Metazoa, Mollusca, Bivalvia, Myida, Dreissenidae. Gene Ontology annotation, molecular function: glutathione transferase activity. The transcript has 4 exons. The record is from RefSeq and is a predicted model, not a curated record.
GGUAUGAUACACGUAGUUUAAAAUCUAGAACGCCGAUAAAAUAGAUCGCGUCCACUAUUUCAGUGUUAAACAUGUGGAAUUCUUAAGCGAAAUAAUGGGCGCCGUUAAGUUUUACGCCGAUCUUCGAUCACAACCAUGUAGGGCGGUGUUCAUAUUUAUGAAAGCGAAUGCUAUACAAUUUGAGAUGGAAAAAGUAGACCUGUUUUUAGGGGAACAACUCCAAGAAAAGUUCACACAAGUCCAUUCCAUUCAGCGAGUGCCCGUGAUAGACGACGAUGGAUUCGUACUUGGAGAAAGCGGUGCUAUAUUUCGGUACCUAUCCCGGAAGUUCAACGUUGCGGAUCACUGGUAUCCAGCCGCUGACUUAACGAGGCAGGCACGCAUAGACGAAUACCUCCAUUGGCACCAUACAAAUAUCCGCGUGAACGCCAUGAUGACCUUCCGACACAUUUAUAUCAACAAGGUCCGUGGCAAGCCGAUCAAGGAGGACGAGGUUCGGCGACACAAAUCCGAGCUCUCCAAGGCGCUCAACCACAUUGCUUCGUACUUCUUAAAGGAGCGGAGGUUCCUCUGCGGCAAUGACAUCUCCGUGGCGGACAUCCAGGCGCUCUGCGAGCUCAUGCAGCUUGACGCCGUCCGAGAGGAGGGGCUCUACCUUAGCAACCCGAUUGUGGGUGCGUGGAUCGGCAGGGUAAAGGCGAGGGUACAGCCAUAUCUGGCAGAGUGUGAAGCGGAGGGUGUCGGAAUGAUGAAGCAAAUGUACGAGGCCAUUACGAGCAGCUCUAAGCUUUAGAAGUACGACCGGAUAUUAAUGUUAUAUAUAUCGAAAGUUAUGUCAAUGUACGAUAUUACAAAAGUGCAUAGUGGUUCAGAGUUGUUGCCUUCAUGUUCUCUCUUGCAAUCCGUUUUUCUUGUACGAGCUAAAUGGAAUACUUGUAUAUAACGUUACUUUGCAAAAACUAUGUACGGCGAUGUAGACAAAAUGUGUGGAAGGGGCUCAGUUGACCUCCACUGAACAAUCAGUGAACAAUUCAGUGAUGUUGUUUCUACAUAAUAAUGCAAUUGAUAAUAUUUACGCGUCAGUAUUAAUAACAUAUUUCCAUAAACACGCAUCCAGAAAUUAUCUUCUAAUACUUUAAAAUAAUAUAUUACUUUUUUAUUGAUCAUUUUGUAUGCUGGCUUGAUGCUAUGAUGGCAAUCAUAAAAAUAAUCAAUGUGCUUAAGAGUGCUGUUAUGUUUUAAUUACAUCGGAUAUAGAUUUCAUCACAACUCUGUGUGUUAAUAAACCUAAUAUAAAGAUAA